Molecule: messenger RNA, 2218 nt
Organism: Coregonus sp. 'balchen'
Lineage: Eukaryota; Metazoa; Chordata; Actinopteri; Salmoniformes; Salmonidae
Source: the annotation of a GenBank genome assembly
AUGGUACCUGUCUCCAUCCGCUCUGCUGUAGAGCUGAGUAGUCCGGUCCCAACGCUGGGCGGUAUCAACAAGAAGGCCAGGUCCAGGCCUAUGGACAAGGACGGACGCUAUCGGAACCGUCUCAGUCACACCUCCGCCCCCAUGUACCUGUCCAAGGCUAAGAGACCCGCCCCCGGGGGGGACCUGGGGGGCGUAGGAGGGGCCACCAACCGGCUGCCUGGAGGCCAGCAGACACUGCCCCUGCCUCGGAGACAACGCAGGGACAACACACACAGCAGCAGCACAGAGGAAGCAGGACCAAGAUCUUCUCCCUCCCUUAUAGAUCUGCACAUCCUGGAGACAGACCAACAGAUGUCAUCACACAACUGUCCACAUCCCGACAGCUGCAGGUGGGUCUGCCUGUGUGGUUCUCCUAAGACUGUAUGGGUAAAGUGUAAUGUAUGUAGUUAAACUGUAAUUCAAAACGUCUGUGGAAUACAUUACAUUUUGUCGAAUACAUGACAUUUUGUCGACUACAUUACAUUUUGUCGAAUACAUGACAUUUUGUCGAAUACAUGACAUUUUGUUUAAUACAUGACAUUUUGUCGAAUACAUAACAUUUUGUCGAAUACAUGACAUUUUGUCGAAUACAUUACAUUUUGUCGAAUACAAGACAUUUUGUCGAAUACAUGACAUUUUGUCGAAUACAUUACAUUUUGUCGAAUACAUGACAUUUUGUCGAAUACAUGACAUUUUGACGAAUACAUGACAUUUUGUCAAAUACAUGACAUUUUGUCGAAUACAUAAUAAUAAUAAUAAUAAUAUGCCAUUUAGCAGACGCUUUUAUUCAAAGCGACUUACAGUCGUGCGUGCAUACAUUUUUGUGUAUGGGUGGUCCCGGGGAUCGAACCCACUACCUUGGCGUUACAAGCGCCGUGCUCUACCAGCUGAGCUACAGAGGACCACAUUACAUUUUGUCGAAUACAUUACAUUUUGUCAAAUACAUGACAUUUUGUCGAAUACAUGACAUUUUGUCGAAUACAUUACAUUUUGUCGAAUACAUUACAUUUUGUCGAAUACACAACAUUUUGUCGAAUACAUUACAUUUUGUCGAAUACACGACAUUUUGUCGAAUACAUGACGUUUUGUCGAAUACAUUACAUUUUGUCGAAUACAUUACAUUUUGUCGAAUACAUGACAUUUUGUCGAAUACAUUACAUUUUGUCGAAUACAUUACACUUUGUGGAAUAAAUGACAUCAAGAUCCCAUUUGACGUAGAGUUUGUGAUGAUUUUGGUGUUUUGUCUACAGCUAUUCCGUGUCACUCCAAGGAACCAGGAACUCCUCCACGUCCCGAAUCACUCUACACAUGACGUGAGCACACACAGCCUGCUCCACACACUCACCUCAACCAACACAAGCACAUGUUCACUGCACACACACACACACACACACACACACACACACACACACACACACACACACACACACACACACACACUAAAUUAUACAAAACCGUAGACCAAAUCAGCUCUGGUCAUGCACAAGGGAACAGGAAAUGACAACCGCAGUAUAUCUACUGUUCACACACAUGCAACUGCCAGGCAGGCCAACUUGUAGUUAUUUCCAAUGAUAAGACGAACACUACAAACAACAUUAAAUUCUUCCCUCCUGUCCUCAGUUCCAGUGCCAGUGUGUGGGUCAGACAGUGUGGAGCCACCAGAGGACGUCUGUGUCCUGACCACACAGAGACAGAGCUCUAUGCCGGAGAGAGAACAGUUACCAAGGUGCAUCUACUCACUACCGUGAUAAACAUUAGAGAUGUUGCUGACCAGGGGUCAAUUCCACUUCAACUGACAUUCCAAUACUUCCCAAAUUAACUGAGUUGAAGUGGAAAUGACCCCCAACUAUGUUGCUGACUACCCGGCUUACAGAGCUACUGACUGACCUCUUGACCUCUUCCUCCUCAGGGGACAGAUCACCUGUGGUCAGUACCUGUACUGUCAUUCCAGGACGUCACCUAUCACUUCAGAGUGGCCCAGUCUGUGAGUAUUCAAUUGAAAUACAUUUGACCAUUUAAAAUCCAUAUAAAAGUUGCUUCAUCUAACCUCUUGACCUCUGUCGUCUUCUCCUUCUGACAGAGGAAAGUGCGGUGUGGCGUCGAGGAGGGGAACGUAUCCGCCCCCACCACACCACCAUACUCGGACUAUUACUUCCUCAUUCAAAGCAGCUGCGAAUGA